Messenger RNA from Penicillium hordei, 573 nucleotides. RefSeq lists its product as uncharacterized. The coding region runs from base 1 to 573 and encodes 190 amino acids. The transcript has 3 exons. The record is from RefSeq and is a predicted model, not a curated record. NCBI's taxonomy places the organism in Eukaryota, Fungi, Ascomycota, Eurotiomycetes, Eurotiales, Aspergillaceae.
AUGCCUAAACACUUCGCCAUCGGAGACAAGGUCCUCCGAAUCGGGCGUGGUUACAACAUCCCGAUCAACGAUGCGAUCUCCCGCAAGCUAGGACAACAGUACGCCGGCCUAUUCACGGUUGUUGAACGACUUGGUCGUCUAGCAUACCGAUUGCAACUCCCACCUACAUGGAAGAUUCACUCAGUCGUCAGUGUUUGCGUUCGAUUCGCUCGGCAAGCUCUCUCUGCACAACAUACCAAAGGGCAGCUCUAUCUGGAGUCGUAUUUGGCUGCGGCUCUGGCCCGAGGUGGCGGCAGGCUAGCUGGGAAAAAGUGGAAGGUAGACAAUGGUGACGCGGGUGCGGGUGCUGCCCAUCCCCUGGUGGGAAUCACGCCCACCCCUAUGUCAGCAAAUCAUGGCGUAUGGUACCUUUCACCCUUGCCGAAACCCACUCGGCUCUGGUAUGAUGGAGUGGGCGCUGUGGCGGCGUUUACGGACAUCGAAGAGGCUCGUGCGCAUUUGAACUUCGAACUGCAGAACCAACAUGGAUGUUCUUCGGCCUGGACCGCUUCAUUAGAUGAGCUUCUCCACUGA